CGGACACCGACCGAGACAAGGAUUCAUCUUUUUAAAACCAGACUGAGAAGAAAACGGAGUAAGUCCUGUUUAAUAUUCAAGGUUUCAUUUAGUUUAAAAUGUUUUUAUUGGUGCAAGAAGUGUAAAACUACACAAUGUGCAGGUAAACGUCUCACCUGGGCGGCUGCUGCCCAGCUCCCCUCUGUAAGGAGACCUGGCUGGUUUUAGUUUGAUACGUUUUGGGCUACUUAAGAGCUUUUGGUGCUCAUUUCUCCCAAAUCAUUGGUGCUGGUCUCAGUUAAAACUUUGACCUUUUAAACCUUUAUGCUAAACCUCACUGAUAAAUGUUUCAAAAUUGACUAUAACUCAUAGUAGAUAUCGUUAGUUUGUGGUAAUGUAGUCCACUGAUGAGGACUUACCCUACUGUCGACCGUCUUUGCUCAACGAAAUGUGAUAUUUUUAGCCUUUUCUCUAUCUUCUAUCUUCUCCAUCCUCUGUUUUUACUAGAAUUCACAACUCCAAAAGGGUUGGGAACAGGGUCAUGGGUUACAGUGAUGACUUUCAGGACUGAGGCCUCCUUAAGGCAUACACCUGUAAACUUGUUGGCCUUUGUCGUCUAUUUAGUUACCUUUAGUUUAAUAGUUUAGACAAUUAGAAAUAAGACAGAGAGGUGUGAAAAACCCUGUGCCGGGCUUGAUCUGGGCUCUCAAUCAGGUAUUACAUCACAUUAGUCUUUAGAAAAGAAAAUAUAAAAUAAGAAUUAUCAAGAGGAAAAGUAACCAGAAGAAGCAGCUUAGUAAAAUGUGAUCAGGACAAAUAGGAUUUUUUUUAUGAAUGUAGGCCUUUGCCAAAAGGAUAAUAUUGUAAAAAAGAGCAAACUUUUUGCAGCUUUUUAAGUGCAGAAGUGAUUGAUUUGAAAAUGUAUUAUACAUUUUUCAGCCAGAAUAUUUGGAGUCUGAAAUGUAGGUUUAAAAAAAGAGGUAAAAGAUAAAUAAAAUGAUCUGUAGGAAUAGUUUCCAAGAUGGAAAUUUCUCUCAAAAUACGACAUUCACUUCACCCUCAUGGUCAAUAAAGUCCCCAUCCGCAGUACACUUCGAUCUUAAUACCUCCACUUCCUCCAUUUGUGUGUUUAUCUUUACACUUAUCAAACAUAGGAGUUCCUGAAAAAGUAAUUUGUUAUUUUUGGAUAAGGUGAUACGUGUGAUCUUUUUACCUGCCCCGUCUUACUGUGAGAUUUUUUUUGCCCUUAUAUGUAAUAUUUUAUUUUUUUUACAAAACCCCAUAUUUCUGCCAAUAAAGAGAAAACAAGUAAAGAGGACUCAAACAGGAAAAGAUUGGAUUGAAACCAGUUCACCCAAGUUACCGUUUAAAGGUUGUUUUCACAUAAAGAAUGUGACACAAAUGAAUUUUGGUAAAAGCACAAAAACCUGCAGAAAGUGUCUGCAUGUGUCUGACGUACAGCCUCAAUCAGAACAUUUUGUUAUUAGACGAGACUCGGCACAAAAUAUUGGUAAAAAGGCACAUGAGGACAAAGAUGGAAACUCCUCAACAAACAUCAGCUGUUAGACUUUGAGGAACUUGUGACAUGACAGCUGGUCACUCCCAUGUUUUGACAUUCCUUACAGAGUAUAAUAAACAUGCAUGACAUGUAAAGACUGUGCUUACUGAGGAGGAACAGAUGCAUACGUGUAUAUUAGCUCCACGGUAUAUGCAAAGACAGAUUCAUGUGCAAAAAUAUCUCUGGAUCUCAGUUUUUACGCAGUUUGACCUCAAUCCUAUCAGUAUUUCUUCAGGAUGUUUGUUGCAUUCUGGUCCUGCUGGUUUGUGAAUAGAGAUUUCUGAAGAAAUGGAUUGUGCAGCAGUAGAGGUGAAGAAGUUUCUGUGGUAGUCAGUAUUUUUUUCAGUUGGUUUUUAAAUAGAGUUGAUGUAGGGAUGUUAUUUUCCAAGCUAACUGAACACUUUUCAUUUUGCUGCUCCUCAAGUGAAAGACAUCUCUCAAGUGAAAGACUUAUUGAAAGACUCUGGGUCUAGUAUCACCAUGAGGUAGGCUGUGAAACGCCCGCACACACAGUGGACUGAAGCUGGUGUUGUGCUUGAACACACCGAUAGCUCCUGCACGCAUGUGUUACACGAGUCUGGGUAUUUUUCCAUAAACACAAAAUGCAGUUCUCCUUUUGCAGACAAAGCAGGUUCUUUGAUUAUGGAAAUGUUUGUCUCCUCAUGGAAAUGGCGGAAAUUGAAAUCCUUCACUUCGGAUUUGAAUUGUAACUCAAGAGGCAAAUAGAUUGAAGGUCAAGCGGCGGUGAAGGAGUUAUGUCAGCUUUUUCAAUCCUUAGAUUACGUAACAGAUGUUUAGGUUCUUUCCUGUUGCCAAAUUUUCCCCAGUUUGUUUUUUUCCCUCAAAAGUAGGAGGAUGUGAUUCUCAAGUUUAGCAACCCAAGAAGACGACUAAGGAGCAAAUUCAGCCCCCAAAUUCAAAAUCUAGGUCGUCCUCAGGACCUUAAAUCAUAUCCUGGCCCAUCGGUCAAAGCUAUUAUAAUGCAAGGGGUACAGUAGCAGGCAGGCAGCUAAUGGAUCAAAAUGAGUCCAGAACCAAAUUUAGCCCCCAAAUAAAAGAGUUCAGGGGGAACAAGGGGCUGAAAUGGAAAUAUGUGCCCACAAUAGCCAAGAGGUUAAAGGAGUCCUACAGCGAAUGUAUCCUCAAAUCAGACAUCUCAGGGGCUGAAAUGACACUUCUUGCCCCUGACUUAACAAGUAUUAGAUUUCCAAGAGCAAAUUUAACUCUCUAAUCAGACAUCUUAGGGAGUAAAAAGUGGAUUUGACCUUCACAGUGAAAGGGGUACUUUGGGCUUUAAAGCAAAUUUAGGCUCGUGUGAUUCAGUAGACAUUGAGGUUUUGAUAAUGGAUGGAAAAUUUUGCCCACGUAUUCCAGAGCUUGGGUGUAAAUCAGGGUCAGAAGAGGGCAUUUAGCGCCCAUGAUUCAAAGUAUUGUAUAAAAAGAUUAUAAAAACUUUAGCCUCCAAGUAUUAAAGCUGCUGGAGGGAGUUAAUUGGGGAUCAAAAACCUACUUUGGAGCGAUUUUAGCCCCCAAAAUUGACAGUUUAGGAGUCCAGGAAAAAAACAUAGUCGGGUAGGCUACUUAAUAUACAGCAUAAGGGUUUAAAUUCAAUUUCUGGGAUGGUAUCAGGUCGCUAAAUGUAAUUGUAGGAACAUGAUAACCACAGGAAUAGGUCUGAGAAUAAACUAAUACGAGUAUAAUAUUGAAAGCCUUUAGCACAAACACACAGACUAUUCCCAGAUUAAUCAAACAAGAAGAAUUUGAUUGUCAGGUUUUAAUUUCCAUCUUUUGAGAUGAGAAGAAGUGACAAACAGAAAGACUCGAUGAAGCCCGAGAGGAUUGUUUUAAAGGAGAAGAGAUUUUAGUUUAUUCAUGCAGACAGUUUGAGCCAUAAAAAAAAAAAUAUUCAAAUUCAACAAAUGCGAAAACCGUGGGCACUUAAAACCACGCCACAAACACUGCUAUAGCAAACAUUUUCCACCUGAGGCUCAGGCCUGCCUGAGGUUUCUGUACAACAUAGGCAAAGCAGAAUUUAAAUAGAAUUUGAGUAUAUGAGGGAGGAUGAUGGUGUGUUUGUUAAAGAAUGAGGAAGGAAGGAUGCUGUAAAAUCACCUCAUAAAUGAUGUUUCUCCUGUUUGAGAUUAUCGUCCAGGUGACUCUAAACGUCUUUUGCUUCAGACUGAGAUUAGAGAAGUAUAAAAAAUUCAAACAUGUAUCUAAAAACAUGCUUCUUAUUUCAGUGUUGCUGCUUUUGCUCAGGUGCUCUGGCGGGUUGCAGACACAUUUCAGAGUAACUGCUGGUGUCUCUGUGGGCUGACUGUCUGUCUGUGUCUGCUUUCAUGGUCCCAACCCCAGCUGUGAGGAAAGCACUGAUGGCUUGACUCAUUAACCUCCAUUAAACAGCCUGCACACACUCCCACAGAUACUUGGAGACUAGUUGACUGGUUGUAAGAUUGUUCACAUAUUUAGGACACUUGUUCUGAUGGUGAAUUGAAUUACUUACAAGAUGAUACAAUAGGCGGUAUCCUGUUCAUCUUUCUCUGCAAAUGUCUCUCUGUCCUGUUCACAUGUUGUGAAUGGAAAUUUUAGAAAAUUUAUAGCUGUCACAAUUGAUAAGUCAUCUGGAGUUCAUUGUCUUUCUGGAGUCAUUAGUGGCCACAUUCAGAAGGCCAAUGAUAUAGUGAUAUGUUUAAUUUUCAAAGCUUUCUAGCCUGUGUUUGUUGAUAUUUGCUGGUAAACCUGCGUGUUUCCCACAGUGUGAGGCUCAUUUUGUUGUAGCAGGUGGCUUCAUGGUGCGAAGCAUAAUCCUUUCAUAUUUUUUGUACCUGAUAUGUUGCAGCAAUCCUAUUCUGCAUCUAACGAAUCAGAAUCAGAAUGUCAUUUAUUGUCAUCAUACUAAAAGUACAAGUAAAAGCAGUGCAAUAGACAAGUAAAAUUAAGGUAGUAAAAGUACAAAUAGAAAGAUAGAAGGUACUAUAUAUACAAGACAAGAAUUCUACAGAACAGUAAAAUAAAACAUAUGUAUAAGAAUAAAAUAGAAAGAUAAAUACUAAAGAGAAUUAUCAAAAAUAAAUAUAUAUAUGUGUUUGAGUAUAUUUUUUUAUAUGUAUAUGGACGUGUAUUGCACAGGUUAAGGAUAUAAUAAUCGACACACGAUUAUCACGACUGUGUGUUGAGAUAAAAUGCAGAGCAAAAUCUUACCCCAGAUAUGUCUGCAAAUUGCAAACCAUCAUUUCAUGGAGUUACAAGUAUUCAUCUGCUUUGAUUGAGUCUCAGUUUCGCUGUAAACAGUCAAUUAUGCAGAAGCUGUCCUUGGGUUAACUCUGAUGAUAAAGACCUGAAAAUGAACCUUUCAUUCUUGCAGUUUACUUGCUUUAUUCAGGUCUUAAGUUUGCAAAAAUAAAAAAAGCAUGAUGCAGAUUUAUAUGAAAUAAAUGCAAGCAUGUGUCCUUAAGUGGAAAGAAAACAAAUCUUCACAUUUUUGUUGAACAAAGGAUAGAUCAGUUAUCUCUAAAGCAUUCAAUUUAGUCAGAAAAUCUAAACGCUGACCUGAUAAACACUAAACAGUUAUUUGUACCAACACUGUUAUUUGCAGUCUUUGUGAAAUUAAAAAGUUCCCGAUGAGCUUUGCCUAGCACAGAGGCUUUCAACUUGUCUAGCUGUCCCCUCCCAGUCUUAUCAUGGAAUCCAUGGUUGUUGGGGCUCUAUCGACUAAAAUAACAGAUUAAUACCAAAAAACUGGGUUUAUGUUUGCUGGGCUUUCGGGCAGUUUCAUGUAGCUACACCCCCUUACUGGAUAAAGAAAUAAUCUGAAAGAAUGUGCGGUAGGAAAAACACCAACUAAAUAAUGACCCUAUUCAUCUGGACUUUCUAUUCUUGAAAAAGAUGCACACAGAGUGGAGGACAGCUGGUUUGUGUGUUUGUCUGCAUGUAGAGUCGCAGUGUUAAGUGGGAGUCCAGCAGAGAACAGGCAGUCGUUGUUCCUUUUUGUUUCUCACCUGUUGAUUACAGAUAGAUCAGCCCAGGGCUCAGAGGGAUUCCCCUCAGGUGCUGCAGAAACCCGACCCUGCAUUAAUCUCCCUGAUAGCAUCUUUUCUCGCACAGCCGAGUCGCUCAGUACCCGACACCGAUACGUUCUCCUCUGCCGUGGCCCAGAUCCGGGUCAUGCCAGGAACUCGUCCUGAAAAAUAAUGAAGAGUUAAAAAUAACCUUCUCUUUACAUUUUGCUUCACCUAUGCUUGGUCCAGAAACCUUUAGAAACUGUAAUUUCCUCCGCAAAGUCUUUUUUUUCCCCCAUACUGAAGUUUGUUGGCAGGAGAUUAUAGAAAAUGUCUCGCAGACGUCUGUACUUAGAUUCAAAAAUUUUGUCAGGGACACAGAAAUAAGCAGUUUAAAGAUUUAUAAAUAAAACAAUGGUGAUUAGUUUUGCAGUCAUCUAUUUAUCAUUUCUCAACCAUAAAAGCUUUUCAGAGUUUUAUAUUAUCCUUAACUAUCCAUCUUUGCUUCAUUACUUUAAGUUCUCUUGAUUGUUGAUGGAGGGAUGUGAUCUGGACCGAACUGUGAAAAAGACCUUUUAGGGCCCUGUUUUUACCUUUUUUUUUCUUCUGCUCCUGUUUGAAGUCUUUUUUAAAAAAAUAUAUCAUUUAGGGUUUAAUACUUUUAAUUUCACAGCUUUUCUUGAAAAGCUACAAUUUUCUGAUGGGAAACUGCCUCUGGGGACCCUGAAAUUCCCAGCAUGUUUCUGCUUGUUUUUCUGUCACAGACUGUCGUUGUGGGAGUCUUGAGAUGAGGACUAGCACUUCUGUCAGAGUGGAAACAUGAAUCAAUCUCAUUUUUGUGAUUAUUUGUUCUUGAGCUUUUCUUUAGAAAGAAAUGCUUUUAUGCUCAUCUGCAUGUACUGUAGACAAUGCUGAGUCUCCGUCUGUGUCUUUGUACGCCAAGUGGGCAAAAUAUCAGCCACACAUUGUCAUUUGUGGUUUCCUUCUCAUGUGCGGUCAACACUCAGAAAACACUUUCGGAUACAAUUGGAGCUGAAACCCACGUUUGAGAUAUAAAUUUAACUCAGUAACUGAUACCAGUGUUUUUUGCAUUACUUCUUUGUAUUUUUUGUGUGGGACUUGAUGCAUGUGUAAACAGUGGCUAGUGCCUGGAGCGUGUCUAACAAACUGCAUGUUGCUGCUCUUUCUCAGAGAUGGAAGCACAUUCCACAGACUUUAUGUUUCAUCAUUAAAUCACUUUGUCCAGUCAGGGACUUCUUCUGCCCAAUAAGAAGCAUCUUUGUAUAACACCAGUAAGGUGUAAAAGACAAAAACAGAAGGCUCAAGAGUACAGAUACAUUAUUUUCAGAUGUGCCGCCAUUAGUCAACACGGCAGAUAUUUGCCAAUACUGAUGUUCAUCAGAGCAUCCGUAGUUGGCACUCAGCCGUCAGUCCUGGCAGGUGGCUCUCUGCAUGCUUUUGCUGGUUACACAUUGUUCAGGUAGAGCAGAUACCAGUAUAACCAGACACAGUCAACAAACAACUUUAUCUCCAUUUUCUGGAUCAAAACACUGACUAACUGAGCUGCUUUACAAGAAGCAAUCUGCCAUCUUAGCUUGCCUACAUUCGGGUUGUAGGACACUAUAAGAUAACGACAGUUCUCAUUAACCUUAACUGGUGCAGUUAAGACUCGAUAUAUGGCAUUUUAGGCCUCCAGUACAGGCCUAAAUAUGCACAUCCCUCAUCUUAAAUCUAAUUGAUUACAAAGUUAAUUCAAAAGCAUUUUUUUUAAAUAGACCAGAAACUAGUUCCUUGAAAUAAUGAAAACAGAGGAUAUAUGAUAUCGGACUUAAAUGAUAUCCAACCUGCUGGUAUUUCCAUCAUGUCCCAUAGUCUCAGAAUUAAGCUGUUAUUGUGAUAGAUAGAUAGAUAGAUAGAUAGAUAGAUAGAUAGAUAGAUAGAUAGAUAGAUAGAUAUAAAACAAAACAAAAUACACACUAUUCUUUCAUAGAUAAUAAAUGUACUUUUUUUUUCAAAUAUUCAAAUAGACAUUGAAGUAUAUGGUUGUUGCUGUAUGUCACCUCCUCCCCUUAUCUCACAGGUUUUAAUCAUCUGUUGUUUACACUGAGGGUUGGAGUGAUUUUGUUGUCGUGACACUUGAACUAUAAAAGCACACACACUUACUAAAAACAACAAAUUGACAGCGUUAGACAGCAGAAACAGAAUCAUGCAGACCCAGGCUGUGUUUUCAGAGAAUCGUCUGUGUUAAAGAAACACAGGCUCUCUCUCCCAUCCUGUAGUUUGUUUGUCUGAGCCGUCCUCCUUACUCCAGUGAGUGCUGAACCUCCUCCCCCCUCUCAGGUUUCACCGUUGUCUCAGGUAUGCUCUCCUCUGUCCCAUUCCCUCAACCCCCCACCCUGCUCUUUAGUCACCAUGACUACACCCUCUGGCAGACACUAGAACUGAUGAGUGCUGAGUGAUUGUCGGGUGAAAUCUGAUUAGUUAGUUUUGGAAGUGGGCGGGGCAUUUACAGUUUUGUCGAGGAUAGUGAGUGAAUUUGUUUGUCUUCCUGAAGCUGUUUUCAGGUUUGUUUGAUGGCAGAGUUGUAGGGAUUCCUUCCUUUUACAGUUUGGUCCUCCAAAUGACUUAAUCAGAUAGCUUAGAGGUUAGGGCAACCCUCUAUUUUUCAAUGCAGGGUCUAAUUAUAGUGGGGUUUUAUGCUUCUCUGUAAAAGUUGAAGAAAAUCAUGUAAACCAAUUUACUUUUUCUUGUCAAGUGUAAAAAAAACUAUCUGGGUUUGAGUAGAUCUUGAUUGAUUGAUUGAUUGGCAAACAAAAUUCCUUGAAAGCAAAGUCGAAAUCAUUGAAAAGUUGUACAUUUUGCAUCGAUUUCCCCAUCAGGGAAACAUAUUUCUUACAGCAUGCGUUCCUUAACGGUAACAGGUUUCUAAAGAGUGUAGAGAUGACAGGAGGAGUGACGCAGCACUUUUGUUAAGGCUGUGUACUCUUUUGGCGUGGCACCUUGUUCGACAUGUUGACAACAUUGACAUCAGGUGUCCUCAUCUGAAGAUAAAUGCUCAUGCGUGUUUUUUGUGAUCUUAAGUCAAAUGGGUGCAGAAACAUGCUACUGGAUAUCUGACUCAAGAGUUCUGGCUACUGCUGUUAACAAACAUUUUCAAAAGCUCUCUUUUUUUGGGAAUGAAACAGUGAAUUACUGUCUUGUUUUUAGUUAAAGUUCCUGUGGAAGUUGGCGUCCAUUGUGGACAAAGCCGUCUCUGCUUAUCUUAUCCUCUACAUGCUUACAAAGCGUCUUCUUUCAGAGAAAUGUUAUCACGAUUUGACUGAUGACAGUCAAAUGUCUCAUUCACUGUCAAAACUUAAAGAGGAAAUUGUAAAAACACAUUAGUUUCUUCAGCUGCUUGGCUGACACCUGCCUCUCACCUACGUUUUAGGAAUUUUGUUUCAUAUUGAUCUGAGAUGCUUAUGAUGAAGUGACAGUGAGAGCUGUUUGAAGGGAGGGGCCACGCCUAGGCUCUGCUGUUAAGGAAGAGAGGGAGGGUGCGCUUCAUUCAGUGUAUAGGAUGUAAGAGGGCAUCACAGCAGGUAGCACGAUACCAUUCAGUCUGUAUCAUGUUUUUUAUGAUCGUAGGGGGCUCAAAAUUAUAAAUGAAAUACAAUUAAUUGCAUAACUUCAGUGUGUGAUCUGCUAGAUUAGCAAAAACACUGUUAAAAAAAUGACUUAUUAAUUCCUGUAUUGUAAUAUUCAAUACCUGUGACUGUCUUUGAUUUCCCAACCAAUCACAUUGAGGGAUAUAUUUACCAUAAAAAAAGGUGCCAUUCAGGGUGGGUUUUUGUCAGAAAACAUGACUUAUAUUUAUCUAAAUGAAAAGAACAGCAAACAGAAAAGAAGUUAGAUUUUUUUAUUAUGAGGCUUAAAAUCCUCCCAGAGGUCCUCAUAGGAAAAUACCUGCUGAAUUAUUUUUGGGGUUGUCUUUACUCACUGCUCCAGGUUCCCCUCCCCCAUCUUAACUUAACCAUCUAAUGUUGUUUUUAAAUGUCCGCCCCGUCCUCAUUCAGAGUCAUGUUCAGACUCGUAUAACCCAGCCAGAGCUCAUUCAGUCAAACCAAAGCUUGUCUACAUUAAGACUGUUAAGUUUAAAGCUUUACUUUAGCGGCUCUUAAUGGACCUUUUGUUCAUGAAUGAUUCGAAGUUUGCUAAACUUUGAUCACAGGAUUCAUGCAGAGCUGGCUGCUUAAUGCAAAAUGUUUCAUCACAUCAGGUUUCUGGUAAAAACUGUUUAUUGGUUUUAUAAUCCUUUUGGAUUAGAUUUGACAGAUUAAAGAUUAAAAAAAGAGAUACACAUCAUUUAAAGAAGCUCUACUAAGUGACUUUAGUAAAGUACAGCUGCCAAUGAAGGCCUUGGGAACCGUAUUUAUGGCUCCUUAAUACCUGAAACUGCAGAGUACACACUUGGAGUCUAAGACAAAGCUUGAGGAGUAGAAGUCAUGGCGGUCCGAGCACCAGCAGUCUGUAUCAGUGGUUUCAGCAGCUUCAGCUUCACAUGAUGGCCUCCUUCACUCUGAGUUCAUCUCUUGUUCCUGCUGUUUCUCUCCUCUUUAUCUGGUGAGCUUUUCUCCAGGUUGCUACAACGAUGCUGAUCAUGACGAUUAAAUAGAGAAUCACUGUUCCUGCACGAACAGCUAAAUGCCACGGGUAAGGAGCAUCUGGAGGAUUUGGAAAAGACAGAUGAAUCCCUUUGUUCACACAAAGCUUUUCUGCAUACGACCAUGAGCAGAAAUAAAUCCCAGUGUCCUCCUCCUCCACCUGCAGGAUCUCCAGAAUGACUGAUCCGCUCUCCAAACUCCCUUUACUUCUCAUUUGGCUGUUGUCUUUGUGGAAGUUGACUGAAGUUGACUUAAGUUUAGUUUUUUUGACUGUGAGGAGAGGCAGCAGCUGAUCUGAGCGCAGCAGGUACCAGGUCAGCUUACGGCUGGAUGUUACAUUACAGGUCAGAGAGAUGUUCUGACCCGGUUGGACCACCAGGGGAGAGGCUGAGGAGAGGAGAGCUCCUGCUGCACCUGAGGUUGGAUACAGGCAAAGAAGAAGCUUGAUAGCUUAAAUUUCACAGAAAAGUUAUAAGUUAUUGAUAAGAGUGCCAAUCCAGUUGCACCUUUGGUCAGAGACAGUUACUUGGAAAGGUCCCCAGCUUUUUAAUCACGAUCUGUCUGUUUCUUUGGUCUGAAAUCUGUUGUUUAGUGAGUUCUUUUGAGGCUGUGCUUAUUCUCUCAAAACAUUUAAGAAUAUUAAAUGCCUUUUUUCGUCUCGUCUAAAAUCCGUGUCCCAAAAAAACAUACUGACAUGAGCUUUGUUAAAUCCCCUGCCCCCCAACCACGACAUUCUGUACCAGCAUCUUUGCUGCCUGAAAGGAGGGCAGUAUAGAUAUUCACAUUAACAUUGAACAACACCACACAGGGUACACAAAUAAACUUAAAAGAGUAAAAUAACUCACAAAGCAAGAGAACACUCCAUGCCAGCGCUGCCAUAGUUCAAUUUUCAGAGUUCAAGAUGAAUUUUCCUCAUUUGUGCUCAGGUAACAGACUGGUCAGAGUGAAGGCGCAGUGAUGAGGAAGUGAGCCACAGCUUUAGUUUUUGCAGAGCCAGAGACCACCGACUUCUUUGUCACACAGGGGAAACGGAAGAGUGACCUUUUUUUUAACCUUAAACACCUAACCACGGAAAGACUCUGCAACCGAUGAGGCUGGCUGCACCAGUGCGGUCUGAAAUCAUGACUGAGACACAGUAGAUGGUUUGAGAGAGCUUAUUCCGUCAAAUACAGCAUUUAACUGACUUAUAACUUCAGUGUGUGAUCUACUAGAUUAGCAAAAACAUUGUAAGCAAAAUGACCUAUUAAUUCCUGUAUUGUAAUUUUGACUGAUGAUACACAGCACAGCAAAAAAUAAACCAAACAAAACUGUCUUUGACUUUCCCCACCCAAUCACAUUGAGGGAUAUAUUUCCUCUUAAAAAAAAGGUGCCAUGGUGGGUUUUUGUCAGAAAACAUUACUUAUAUUCAUCUAAGAGAAAAGAACAGCAAAGAGAAAAGAAGUUUGAUUUUCUAAUAGGAGGCUUAAAAUCCUCACAGGAAAAUACCUGCUGAAUUAUUUUGGGGGUUGUCUUAUUUACUCACUUCUCCAGGUUCCCCUCCCCCAACUUAACUUUACCAUCUAAUGUUUGUUUUAAAUGUCCGCCCCGUCCUCACAGAGUCAUGUUCAGACUCGUGUGACCAGACAGAGUGCGUUCAGUCAAACCAAUGUUCUGAAAUCAAAUGUCAAAAGUCCAGAGCCACCCACAGGAAAACUGUAGACUAUCCACGACGGAAAGUGGACACACCCAGAGGUGAGAACUAUUUGUCCAUAGAUUUAACUCCUUCAUUUUCCCCCUUUUAAGAGUCUUGCAGUUGUCCUUAUCUGCCUCAUUUGGUUUGUUCAGGUGUUUGAUCCUUGAAACAGGAUCAAUGAAGCCUCUCACAGGGUAAUGGACUCUUUUCCACAUCAUUAAACUUUAAACAACGGGAAGCAGUGAGGUGCUAACCUGAACCUCAGAUGGCUCCAGUUCACCAGACUCUGCCGUUUAGUUGGUUGUGGAUGAUUCAAGGCCAGUGAGACGAAGGAGGGGGAAAUGAGAUUAAAUAGUUAGUGAUGGUUAUGACUGCUCUGGCAGUCAUAACUGAUCAUGUCUGUUAUGAGGCUUUAGCUAGUAUACCUUUACCUCCUGGAUAAAAUACCUUAAAACAAAACCACAACAGUAUAAAUCAAUGAGUGAAUAUUUGUUUCGGUCAUUCAUUUAAAAGAAACAAGAAAUAUAUUCAACUUGAUACAAAAUACAAAGACCAAAAUUGUACAUGUUUACGCUUGUUCAUUUGACAUAAUAAAACUCACAAUCACUGACAAAAAAGAAUAGACUAAAGAUGAAGUUUGUUUUUCCUCUCCUGUUUAAUCUGCAGUGCAUCCCGGAUAUCAGCAUUCAAUGACAGGCAAAAAGUCAACAAUAUCAUAGGAUAAGUGGAAACUAUUACAAAUAGAAUAAAUAAACAGUGAAUGUACAAACAGUUUCAUGGAUUGGUUCCUUAGGGACACCAAGGCCUCUUUUACAUAUGCAUUCCUGAAAUUUUCAGGAGCUUUACCCUACCAAUUUCAUCAAAUAGGAUAAGGUCCUCCCGGUUGUACAGAUGGGGUAGUGAGUAAGGGGCAUGGCAUCAAAAAACUUGCACUGUUCGGACUUCAUUCGCCGAUGAAGUUGCAGAGAGACAUGCACCAUGUUGACAGUUUUCGCUUUUGUAUCCGUGUAUACGAGCAAGAAGAAGGAUCUGCAGACAUCUUGGAAAUGCAUAACUCUUGGAUAUUUUUAUUCAUAUCCUGUUACGUGUCACUCUUGCAGGUUUGCACCAGUUGCAUGACAUAAACUUCACCCCGCCCACUCGUCCCUGAAGUUUCCUGCUUCAUUCUCACAUCAGUUUUCAGAAGACUUUGCAUAUGAAAAAACAGCCAUAUGUAAAGUUAUACUUGCACCCUUUAAUAAGGUAUUUUUCCUUUAUUUCCACUCUGGUCAAGAGGUACUAAAACGAAAAAGAAAACAAAAACUGUUAAAAGGAUGUGGAAAAUUAGCACCACAGACCCAGUGAGCUCUCUGUACCGUAGGUGUGUUAGGAGUAUGCUCUUUUGGUCAUGAAGCAACCAAUCAACUUGCACAAAUUGUGACUCAUGUAAUCCCCAUCUGAAACCUUUGGCUCAGUAAAAUAUAAAUGUGCAUACAUGUAUAAAUAGUCUCAAGAAACAAUUGUAAGUUGUCCGUCUGGCUUUUCUGGUUGUUCUUACCCAGAUUAAAAAAUGCUGGGAAACCUGAAGGGUUUGCCAGGUUAAAGGUUAUCAGGUUAUAAGGUCUAAUGUUUAUACAUUAUGCAUUAUUGGUGCCGUUGUGCUAACUUAAGUUUCUUAAGUUCAAAACGGGACACCAGGUUUAGUGUCUACUUCAACAUGUGUGGAGUCGUGUUUAGUCUAAAAAUAGACGGCUCGAUUUUUCAGCUUGAUAAAGCUCGUUAAGUCUGUGAUUGUAAUGUCUCUUGAACGGAGGGUGUGCUCACAUUCCAGCGUAUUCUUUCUUGACAUGGCACUUCAACACACACAAAGACACACUGCAACGUCAUCACGUCAUCCUUUGUGUGACUUCUGGAGGGUUUCAGAAACCGGCCUGUCAAAUCAGCCUGGGCACCUCUACCACAGUUUUUUAUGUCCGUCCAUGAGUAUCAGUGGCUUUACAAAAAAACAUUGAGGUGGAUUUUUGUGACAGAAAUUUCUAUCUCAUUAGAUUACAGAAAAGUAUUUGACCUAUUUAAGCAAUCCUUACAGUAGCUUAGUCAUCAGUGUCAGCAGAUUGACUUCACAAAACUGAAUAACUUUUUAUGAAAUGAAGAGAUACAGAUAAUCUCGUUUCCUGAUCCAUCUGAAUCCAUGUUACCUCUUUUUUCUUGCUUCAUAAAUUAUUCCUGCUCAUGGUACAUGGUUUUCUUUUCAGGUUCAAAGCUACAGAUAGUCAGUUAAAAACCUGUCGGACGAGUUGCCAGUGUUUUUACAGUCAUUAGCUUUCUAUAUUUGUCUUUCCACUGGCAUUUGUCCUCCCCACUGCAGCUUUAACCAUAGACUCAUAUUUAUUGCUCCAGCUGGUAUCCAGUCCUUUCAUGCUUCAAUAACCAACUAAAUUUCUUAAAGCCUUUAAUUCAUCAACAUGAAAUGACAUAAGUGAAAAAUGCAGAUCUUAAAUAGCAAUUCUAUUUACCAAUUCUCUGUAUUUCAGUGUCACGUUGUGUCAGUGUCAGGUUGAGUCUGACGCUGAUAGAUGGAGUCAGUAACCAUUAUCAACUGGUUUUAGCCAAUCAGAAUCAUGUAUUCAAAGCAUCUGUGCGAUUAACAAGACAGACAGGUAAUACGUUGUGUUUGAAUGAUGCAAUUAAUAUUAUUUCAUCUCAAAUUUAUUGAUCGGAUCAAAUUCCUUGUUUUUAGAGAAACUUGAGGCGCCAAGAUGAAUCGGCGCCGUGUAAACUCCCAGGGGUCCCUGGGGCCUGACGAUGAGGUCAUGCCGUACAGUGACGAUGAGACAGAUGACGAGUUGGAUGUGAGCUCUGAAGAGGAAGCAGAAGAGCCACCAGGAGCCCCACAACCCCCGGUAGAGGUUCGACCCACUGGUGAGUGGUUUAAGUCUCAUAUAUUUGUACCACUUUAAGUGUAAUCAUGUUUUCUGGUCAGGGAAAUUUUAUAUCUGAGACGGAUGAAAGUAUUUGAAAUCUGUUUUGUUUUUAGUGCAUUCAGUCACAGAGACAGGUCCAGGAUGUUUUUAGUCCAUCUUUGUAAAUAGACUGGACGUAGAAGAAAUAAGUCUGGACGUAGAAGAAAUAAGUCAACAUGUACAGAAAAGUUUCCACAAUCCUUGACAUGGUCUGAUUCUUCCUCUGUUAAGUUUUAAAAUCAUGCUUCUUUUUCAGAGAUGGCAUGGAAGGUAAAAGCCAACGACCGACCUUACCACCAUCUGCCAGAGUUUGAGAAAAAAGUCUUCCUUUGUUUCAAGAAGAGCAGAUACUCGGUGAGUUUCAUUAUCAGCAUAAAAGUUAUUUAAAGACAUCUGUAUUCUUGAAGGUCCUGGAUUAAACUUAUCCUGAGCUCAUAGAGCUGAGUGUGGCUGACAUACCUCGGACAAAUACUAGUAAAUGAGCUCAUUUUCAAACCAAGUUGAAAUCAUCAGAAAUAUUUUCAUCUCUCCAGGACUGUCAUUGGUCUUGUUUCUUUUGAGAUCAACCAGCAGAAGAAAAAAAACUUGCUUUAAAGUAAAGUGAGUAAAAGACAAGGGGAGAGAGAACUCGGUUAAUGUUUGCUGAAUAACUUGGUAUCAAAAGUCUAGAGGUGUAUGUGUCAUACUCAGUAGCUAGCUUGGCUCUGAUAAAGUUUAAGAUUGUCUAAUCAGCGCCGUGGCAUAUACUGAUCAACAGGUGAUCUGUUGAGUUUUGCUAACAUAGUCUGAGUCAAUAGAGACCUGAUUACUCAAAGAAAGAAAGAAAUUUUGUUCUUUUUUAGUGGGUUAAUACAAAUUUCACAUUCACAACAACAUUUUCCACCCAUUGAAACGAGAUGUUCCUUACAGGGAAGCACAAAAAAGGGAGGAAUAGAUUCAGAACAUGUGAGACUUAUUUAACACGACUAUGUGCAUUAAAACAUAGAAAAGAAAUGUGCACCUAUGGGUUAAAUUUACAUGAAUGGAAACAACACUCGAUUUACAUGACAAAGUUAUGUGAGUAUAUCCUGUCUUUCAGACUCAGUGAACUUCAAGAUUUUCAUACAGAUGAAAAGAAAACAAAUGGUGCUUGGAGAGAUGGAAAUUACUUUAAAACCUUGUGCUUGAUCUGGAACUUAAGUGUGGAGUUUUAGUUGCUCGAUCCAAUAGGAAAACUGUUGUAGUUCCCUUUGAGUUGAAUUGGAAACCUGUCAUGCCAAAAAGAUCUCACCAAUAAAAGUCAAAGUGUCUUGCAAGAAUGAUCAGCAUUAGACAAAAAACUAUGGGCUGAGUCUGAUACAACUGGAUUCAUAUCUGUCAAUACAGGAUCUCUUAGGUACCAUAAACAUGACGCACAUCACCAAUGAGGGACCUGCCGUGCUAAAUAAAUAGUUUAGCUCCUGUUUUAUUCCACCCUUCAGAUGUUUUUGUUUCUGCUGAGUCAUCCCUCAUAGAAAGUGAUUUACAGUUGGUUAGCACAGUCAUGUUUUACACAGUGACAGAAUGACAGAUGUCGAUGGAAGUUAAGAUAAAGUUGAACACUUGCGAAGCUUGUUUAGAUAAGUUUGUGAACAUUUUAGGUCUGUAAUUCAGCUCUUUUCUUAAGUCAUUCUGUCUACCAAGUGCAAUCAAAUGACUUAGAGUACCUUUCCUCUGUUUUCGAACACUCACCAAAGAGUGCUGACUUUGUCUUGUGAGCAGCUGGUGAACAGAGGAGUGUCUUUUUCUGUGUCUGAAGCUUUGUGUCGUCAGUCUUUGUGGCGGCUGAAACCUGAUCAACCAGCCGAGCCGACCUGUAUGUCUCUAAUAGACACAUUAGACACUGUGGGACUGAGAUCUGAACAUGUCAGGGACGGUCUCAGUAGUCAGCUUCAGGAUGAGAGUCCUAGAUCCAGCAGGAUCAUGCAGAGAGAAGAUAGAAAAUGUAAUGUGUGUUUUUAUUCUGCCUGUCAUUGUCCUGCAGCUGAAUCAAGGGUGUAACUGACCAGAUGAUUAUCUCAAAUGAAAUGCUGCUCCGGCUCAUUACCGAUGUGUCCACAAACUGGGUCACUGCCCACAUAGUAAACUAGGACGACUGGUCUUGAGGUUGCAGAGAAGAGGUUCAAUAAAGUAGUACAGUACACACUCAACGAACACAUCGUUUUCUUGGUUUUGUCCAGCCCUCUCUUGUCACACUACAUGAAAAUGUGACAUAAAGGAAAAACUCAGCGCACUACUGGUCCGAACAGAGACUGAGAUCAGAGGUUUGCUUGUCCUGAAACACAACGCCUCCACAGUGGCAGUUCACUGACACCCAUGAUAACAGACUGACACUGAGAGAUUCAGCACAGAGUGCCCCCUCUGAGGCUAGUCUGUCACCCAUGAAUAUUUCACUUAAAAAUGUGAAAACCUGCAGAUCAGGAGUGGCCUGACAUUGAGAAUUUUUGAUCAAAUUCUCACUUUUUAUUUUCAGUAAAUUCCUAUCACUUGGAGUACAAAGUAUUUAGGAUAUAAAUCAGGUCAUUGUGACACAAAAUAGCUCAAGGCACUAAGAAAUGUCCAGAUCAGCUGAGGUAUUCAGCUGUUAACAUGGGCAGUUUCAGGACACUAAAUUACGACACUCACCUUUGCUGUGUUUGUGCUUCUUCUUUAGGGAAACGCUAUCAAGACGUACAAGUACAACGUCCUCACCUUCAUUCCCCUGAACCUGUACGAGCAGUUUAAGAGAGCUGCCAACCUCUACUUCCUGGCACUAUUAAUCUUACAGGUAUGUCAAAAAAUUAAAAUAAAAUAAAAUCAAAAACUUUUCUCAAUGAUACUUAAUUAGUUUUCUAAAUUCAUUCGUCUGUUAGGUGAUCCCCGACAUCAGCACUCUGCCGUGGUACACCACUCUGAUCCCUCUGGUCGUGGUGCUCGGAGUCACCGCCAUCAAAGACUUGGUGGAUGAUCUGGUAAGAAAGGCUGACUCACUCACAGACUCAAAUUCAAGUUUCCAUUAGACCAGUCAGUUUCAUGGAGCUCUUAAACGCAGCUUCACAGACUCCUUUUCAGACUAAUGCACAUUGUCAUAGUAUAACUGAGUAUUUAUUUGCUCCAGGCUCGGCACAGGAUGGACAAAGAAAUCAACAACAGGAAGUGUGAAGUCCUGCUGGAUGGAAGGUCAGUGGUUACUUUUCUGUCAGCUCUGAUUUAUUUAACAUGAUAUUUACAAUUUUUGAGAUGAACAAAAACUCAACUACUUGGUUGACCACAUUUUUAGAUACUUAAAGUCAGACCAAGAAAGUUAUUUUUCAGAAUAUAAGAUGAAAUGGUUAUGCUAUUACUAUAUUGUUCUAUUGACUGAGUUUUGACAUACAUAGCAACUGUGUUUGAAUUUGUAUCUGCUCCAGGUUUCAGGAGACAAAGUGGAGGGACAUUGAGGUUGGAGAUGUGGUUCGUCUGAAGAAGAACGACUUCAUCCCGGUACAGUGAAUUGAACUGAAUUUAAGCCAAAGCUCUUAGCAAAAGUUUCCUGUUUACUUCACUGACUGGUACAUUUAAAAAAGACAAUUGAAAGAGCAGAUUUGACCACCUGCAUGGUUUUAGAGCAGUCAGCUGGUUGUAUCUUCGUAUGAACAUGACCAACCACUGCAGUACAUCUGUUUCCAUAACUAUGUUGAAUAAGCUCAUUUCAACAUAUCCAUAUCUAUUAAAAAAGCAGCCAUACUACUAAUUUAAAACAAGUAAACUGAUAAGUAAAAAUCAAAGUAAAUUAUCCAGCCAUAUAUUUAUCUAGAACACAGAAUAGAAGGAACUCAUUGCAGAGUCCAGAUCAGUCCACGCACAGAUGAUGAGGAGGGGCAUCUCAUCUUAGUGUGUUUUUAAGUUGUUAAUCAAAGACGUGACACGAAUGUCAGUAGACGGUAAAAAUGUCACUCUUUCUGUGUGCUGCUGUCAGUGCAGGCGUUUGUGAAGGUGACCUUUUCUGCCAAGGGGUUGAUUUGCAUAUAAAGAGGCCAUUUUUACCCCUAAUGAAAGCUUAAUGUCUUAUACAAAUAUGUGCAAACAGCACAAGAACACAGAGCUGCUGUUUGUCAUGCAGUGCAGUGUGGGCGCAUUUAUCUCUUUAGAUGGUGUCUUAUAGUCUAGUUGGCACAGGUUUGAGGGUGCAAAAGCUUCACAAUAGUUUUGUUAAGUUUUGUAUUUGCCCAAGAAGUGACCUGGGCCUCGAAGUAAAUUACUAACUUUCUGUUUGAUCUGUACUUUAGUAAAAGACGUCAUUUGAUUUAUAACUACAGUAUAUUGCCUGUUAAAUUCACCAUGCAUUAGAUGUUCAGCUCAAACGCACAAAGUAAAUCCUGAUACAAUAAGAUAACCUGGGAUAUUCAUGCAUCAAACUCAAUUUAAAAAGCAAAACAUGCACUCAAGUUCAUACUUAUAGAUCAUCAUAUAGAUUUAAGUACGGAGUCUUUAAUUCAUAUUUAUUCCCUUUCCCUCCAGGCUGACAUCCUGCUAUUAUCCAGCUCCAAUCCAAACAGUUUGUGUUACGUGGAAACGGCCGAGCUCGACGGGUAAGACUCACCUCUAAGAAAUCUCUACAACUGAAAUAAUGACUUCAACCCCGAUCAAAAUUCAGAGCUAUGUUCAGUUAUAUUCGCAUUCUAACAUCCACUUAUUCCUACAUCCUGCAGUGCGCUUUAUCUUGCACAUACUGAUUCAGGAUUUGUACUCUUUGCUCUGAUAAGUUUGUGUUUGAUUUAUGGUCUUUUCAAGAGUUCAGUCAACAUCUUACCGGUUGAUCAGUAGAGAUAAAUAUGUGAAGAGCUUUUGUCGAAGUCUUUGCAUGAACAUGAGCUGCAGCCAUGUGACCAGUGUUACUGUAUAUUCUGUGAUUAAGUCAGGAACACCUCAAAAGCAAACAAACUGGAGUGCACACCUAACUGUAAUUGACCUCUUUAUCAGUAACAGGCAGAUAACCUGAAACCAACUGCAGUGUGUUUAAAGGUUUAAAGCCUCUGUGACUUCAAACCUUUGUCACACUUGUGUCACAGUUUGAGUUACAAGGUUGUUUUUUCCAUUAAUGAGUGUGAUAUUAGGGUUGUUAAACAGAAUACCAUGAAUAUUAAAGCUACAAUGAAAAUGGUCAUCAUAGUGUUUUUUGUGGGUUUGCUUUCAGUCUUGUGUAUGAGUCCUUUUUAUUUUUCUUUCCUCUGCAGAGAAACUAACCUGAAGUUUAAGAUGGGACUCAGAGUGACUGAUGAGAGGCUGCAGCAUGAACGUCAGCUCGCUGACUUUAAUGGUGAGAACAGCUCCAAACUGCAAGAGAAGUUUCUUGUGUUUGUUUUUUUUUUCAACAAAACUUUCUUUUUUUCCCCCAAGAAUCUUUUUAAACAAUUGAUAAAAUGUACAGAAAUCGAACACCUGUGGGACAAGCUCAGAAAUUGAAGUUCACAAAGAAUAAAAUAAAUACUUAUAAUCAUAUGAAGCAUGCAUCACCCUUUCACCUUUCACUGUUGAAACAUUGAACUUUAAAGUGCACCUCAUGAAUAUUUUUAAUUGUUUUCCCUGCACCUGAAGCUCUGAUUGAGUGUGAAGAGCCAAAUAAUCGGCUGGAUAAGUUCAUUGGGACGAUGCUGUGGCAGAGGGAGCGUUACCCUCUGGACCUGGAUAACAUGAUGCUGCGAGGCUGCAAGGUCAGGAACACGGAGUAUUGCCACGGACUCGUCAUCUUUGCAGGUAUGAACCCUCUAGAUUGCAUUCUGAAUAUGUCGGAAAAGAACCAUCUUUGUUGGUUUUAAACAGAUUUUUUGAGUUAAUGGAUUUAUUUUUGAAACUCUUUUUCUUGCAUCUUUAGAAAUCUGAUACCCCUUACAUUUGUAUCAGAUGAUGGCACCUAAUACAAGAAAUGAAAAUAAUUCAUGACGUGAUUAUACCCGAAAAAUCCGAUGACAGAAAGACAGCUGAAGUUUCUUUGAGCCUUUGAGACAAUUUUCCUGCAUUUGAUCGAUUUUAUAAAACUAAAACAGAAGUCAGUUGCAGCUUCAGACUACAUAGUUUUGUAUUUGUUCCACAUUAAGUUGAAAUGUGACCUUGAAUAUAUGUCACAGAGUAUUAGGUCAUGCAUGAUAGUGAAUAAUAACUAAGAAAUGACAUGCGAUGUUUUGAUUCUUGCUCUGUUUCUGCAGGAGCUGACACCAAAAUCAUGAGGAACGGUGGAAAGACCAGGUUCAAGAGGACAAAGAUAGACGAGCUGAUGAACUACAUGGUCUAUACCGUGAGUCUGAGUCAAAUUCAUCUCUGUUAGUUUAAAGUUUUAAUUCCAGUGCAGAUAAUUUGCCGUUGCAUGUUUACAAAACCGAUUUUCCCAACCUCUCAUGCAGGGACCCUCAGACUUCAAAUUCCCAGAUCGUACCUUUAAGGACUUGUCUGUUGUCCUUGGUCACUUCCUGUUUAACUGUGUCCCUGCCCCUCUCUAUGUAGAUCUUUGUGCUGCUGAUCCUCGUGGCUGCAGGCCUCGCCAUCGGUCACACCUUCUGGUACGAGGAGAUCGGCUCAAAGGCCUGGUAUCUGUACGACGGUAAGGAUCAGGACGCCUCCUACAGGGGCUUCCUCAGCUUCUGGGGAUACAUCAUCGUCCUCAACACCAUGGUGCCCAUUUCCCUCUACGUCAGGUCAGUAAUCCUUUAUCACAAGAAGCAGCUGUUGAAAAACCCUCCAGAAAAAACAACGUUAACAUAAUCUUUGUGUGUGUUUUUGUGCUCAGUGUGGAGGUGAUCCGUCUGGGUCAGAGUAAGUUCAUUAACUGGGACCUGCAGAUGUAUUAUGCUGAGAAAGACACACCAGCGAAGGUAAAUCACUGCUUAGCUUUUGUCAGUUAUGAAGCAUACAUCAUAUUCUUGUGUCCUGGUGUCAAAUAAAGCAGCACAUCUUUAGAUAGCAAGUGGAGUCCAUGUCAAAUCAGAGCAGGGCUGAACUUGGGCUUGUCCUAAAGACAGAGGGUCAUAGUAUUAUUGCUGAUUGGAAUACAUCCAAAUAUCAAGUUUUCCAAAUGUGUUCUACAGCAGUGAAGGUAUCUGAGAAAUAAACAUUUUUAUGUGUUAAAAGCUGCAUUCAUCAUCAAACAAGGCUGCAGAGCCACUGUGAACGCUCACAUACUUAAUGUCUUCCUACUUAUUUUCAGUUUUUAUCUUGGAGUCCAAAAAAAAAAAAAGAGUAGCACAAUAAUGUGACCCUGAUGAGAAUUUGCCUUCCUAAGCUAAUGUGGUGCUGAGCUGCUGCAGCUUUUAAUGAAAUGAGGACUGAUUUCAUCUGCACUGAAAUCCACACCCUGUGCAUCUUUCUGCACUUCUUCAUUAAAUCCUUGUUGCCUCCCUCUGCAGGCUCGGACCACCACCCUGAACGAGCAGCUCGGUCAGAUCGAGUACAUCUUCUCCGACAAGACGGGAACUCUGACUCAGAACAUUAUGCAGUUCAAGAAAUGCACCAUAGCGGGACGCACCUACGGUACUUAUCUGUGUUGUUAUACGUGAACACGCAAAAAAAACAUUUCAGAGAGGAAAAACUCUCUGAGGUUGUAAGAGUUGCAGCUCUGCUUUAGCUUGUUCAAGGGAGUUCACCUUUAAAGUAGGUGCACAAAAGAUUAAGGAGGUCAAGGUGAGAUGGAAAGUCAUGGAGUGCCAUCUGCUGCUUUUAUUUUGCAAUGACCACUUUCCCCUUACUCACACUGUAACACCAAAAUAAACUAAAAUCUGCUGAAUGCAAAAACCAACACUCUAACUACGGGGUUCAUAUUUAACAUAUGAGACAAAAAUACACUGAAAAGGGUUGACAGUAACCUCCAUCUGCAUUUAAAAAUGAUAUCCAGCCUUCUGCUUCAAAAUGCAAACCACUUUUCUCUGCCGUAAUUCAUGUUUGUAGAUCUACAUCAUUUUUAUUCUGUAAUACUUUUCUCUUCUUUUCUGCAGGCGAUCCAACCACUGCUGAGGGAGUGACGCUGGACAGAGGAAGGGUAAAAUUCAACAAUAUUUGCUAUGAUAUUAUUUUUAUAACAUUUGGAGACUUUAAGGAGUGGGCAUAAAAAUGGGGUCUUUUCCAAUCUCCUUUCCAGCAGAUUGAUUCAGUCACAUUUUCCUCAUGAUUUUAUGGGCUUAAUCCAAAGAGAAGCAAAAUACAAAUUUGUACAUGACUUAACUGUCACUACUUCUUGUAAACUGUCUGUGUUGUGAAGAUAAAGACAAACUUCAGUAGUCUCAGUAAAAUGUAUAUCGGCUUUUGAAAGUAAAACUUCACCCGCCUAAAUCAUCUAAUUAAGUUUUUAAUGCUGUUCUUCUGUUUUUUUGGUUUUGUUUUUUUUCCUGUUAGCCGGUGGACUGGAGCUGGAACCAUCAUGCAGACAAAAAGUUCCAGUUCAUGGAUCACUCCCUGGUUUCCACUGUGCGAUCGAGGAAGGAUAAAGAUGCCACAGAGUUCUUCAAACUGCUCUCCCUCUGCCACACCGUCAUGGUGGAGAAUAAAGAGGGUAAACUUCAACUCUGUAGUUUGUUAGAGGACUCUUUGGUUCCUUAAGGCGACUUCAAGCUACUUUUUAAUACCAGUCCUGUAAAUUCGAUAAUGAUUGGACAUAUUUCAAAAGUAUGCAUGUUUUUGCAUAACCCCUUAUCCGUCUCUCAGGUGAACUGGUGUACCAGGCUGCGUCUCCUGAUGAGGGCGCUCUUGUGACAGCAGCCAGGAACUUCGGCUACGUGUUUCUGUCUCGCACUCAGGACACCAUCACCAUCAAGGAGAUGGAUCACGAAGUCACCUAUGAAAUGUUGGCGCUGCUCGACUUCAACUCUGACCGCAAACGCAUGUCUAUCAUCUGUAAGAACACAGUCAUAGAAUUCAGACUUGAGUUGAUGUCUGAGUUGACCAAAUCCAGUCAUGUAUGCCUCAAAUUUGACUGAAGGGUUAAACACAGAGGAUUUAAACUCUGUCCCAUGUCUGCUUUCUGUUUCAGUGAAAUUUCCUGAUGGUCGAAUUCGUCUUUACUGUAAAGGAGCCGACACUGUCAUCUACGAGCGUCUCUCCCCUGACUCCAGACACAGAGAAACUACCCAGGCAGCUCUUGAUGUAAGUUUUUAUGCCCACACAAAUGCAGAAACAGGUGCUAAUGUUUGCAUGAGGUGUGUGCAUAUUCACUCUGAGGAAUCACGGUCUGUGUUUGGUGCUUCAGAUCUUUGCCAACGCCACAUUGCGGACACUGUGCCUGUGUUACAAAGACAUCAGUGCAGCAGAGUGGGCAGACUGGUCCAGAAAACACAAAGAAGCUCAGGUCAGCUUGUCGGACAGAGAAACCGCCCUUGACACAGUGUAUGAGCAGAUUGAGAACAACCUGAUGGUGAGUCAAAACCUCCUUUUACUUGACAAAUUUCAACAAACCAGUUGGGCUCCCUUUAACUUCACUGAAAGUCGCUGAAAUUUUUCCUUUUAAUGACAUUUUAUGAAGCUUGCAUUAGUCAGACAUACCUGUAUUCAAAUGACUGUAUCUAUUUGUGCAGCUGAUUGGAGCGACUGCCAUCGAGGACAAACUGCAGGAUGGAGUACCGGAGACCAUCGCCAAACUCGCCAAGGCGGACAUCAAGAUCUGGGUCCUGACUGGAGAUAAGAAAGGUACCAUCAUCUCAGACACAGACAGGAGUCAGACCAUGAUCAGCCCAUGAUAAUGUGCUUUUAGGCCGAAAGGAUCUAUGUGUUUGGAUUCAUGAAUGAAGCAGCUUUUCUUCAAAACAAGCAGAGGAUAACUGAAUAAGGUGGCCUAGAAUGGAUACUGAUCUUUUGAAUAUGUUUUAUCCUGACCCCAGAAACGGCAGAAAAUAUUGGGUUUUCUUGUUCCCUUUUGACCGACGACAUGCAGCUCCACUACGGAGAAGACGUCAAGUGAGUUGAUUUUUAAAGCUUUAUACGACCCACAAUGAGGACAGAGUUGAGAUACACCUCGAGGCUCAAAAGACACUUUUUAUUAUCACUCAUGUCUGCUGUGUCUCGGCUUCCAGUGAGAAGCUGAGGAUCCGUCAGACCAACAGGAGAAACGAGCCUCAAACGGUCCACAGAGGGAGGAAGAAGACUGCGGAACCGUUCUUCCCAAUGCCCGGCAAGAACGCUCUCAUCAUCACCGGAGGAUGGCUGGUCAGUUCUGGAGAAGGGAGUCCCGAUAUAUUAAAACCUGGGCCUUAUUUGUCCUUAAAUAAUUUUGGGUCCAGUUGACACAUUACAAGGACCUUUAGGAUGGCUCCAGUAUAUUUCUUUAUCUGACACCUGUGGAAUAAACUGUACAAGCUUUACGUACGACCCUCAAGGACAUUACCAACUAAAAUUGGUUGUGUAUUACAGCUGACAGGCUUAGAGUACUUUUUAAAUCAUCCCCACAGAAAACAUCAGGAUCUGAAUGCUGUCAGGCUGUUGAGUUUACACUUCUCUGCUCAUUUUAAAAGAAGGAGAGAAAAAAAAGGCUGAAAAAGGCAACUUGGCAUGACCAGUGUAGCACGUUUUCUCUUAGUACUCUAAAGUGUGACAUUAAUUAAUAUCUUGUCUUUGUCCCAACAGGUUUUAAAUUAUUAUUUUUUUAAAGUUACAUUACUUUUUUAUGAAUAUCAUAUCAUCUGUUUUCAAUGAGCCUUAUGCAGGGUAUAUAUGAAAUAUAUGGGUUACAUUUCAUGUGACACAGCCUCUGUUUCAUGUCCGGUUUUCAUCUUAUUGUUUAUUGAAACCAAGAGCGACUUGACUCGGUCUUGCAAAGGUGAUUCAUGCCCAUCUCUGCAGAGGCAGACCGAAGCAUUCCCCUGAUAUUAAUCAAACAACUUUGAAUUUAUGACAAUAUGAACGUCUUCAUUCUGAUUUUCCUUUUUUGCCUUAGAAUGAGAUUCUGUACGAAAAGAAGAAGAAACGCCGCCGCUUACGUCUUCGCCGUCUUGGAAAGCGCCAUCAUCCCACCACCCCUCAAGAUGGACAGCCGAUGGAUGACUGGGAGAAGGAAAUGAGACAGGUAUGACUAAAUAACGACACGUUUCAGAUAGCUACAAGUUAUGGUUGCAUGAUGCAGUGUUUGGCGUAUCUGAUAACAAAUAUGGUGAAUUGUCUCAACAGAUCGACUUUGUGGACAUGGCCUGUGAGUGUGAAGCCGUCAUCUGCUGUCGUGUCACACCCAAACAAAAAGCUAACGUUGUGAGUUUGGUGAAAAAGUACAAGAAAGCGGUGACACUGUCUAUCGGAGAUGGAGCCAAUGACGUCAACAUGAUCAAAAGUAAGGACUCAAGCAAACCUCCUCAUGGUCUGUGUUUUUCCUCUGAUAUUUCAUGGUCUACAUUUCCUCUUCUCUCUGUCCAGCUGCAGACAUCGGUGUUGGGAUCAGCGGUCAGGAGGGGAUGCAGGCCGUCAUGUCCAGCGAUUACGCCUUCGCUCAGUUCCGUUACCUGCAGCGUCUCCUGCUGGUUCACGGGCGCUGGUCUUACAUCCGAAUGUGCAAGUUUCUCCGUUUCUUCUUCUUCAAGAACUUCGCCUUCACGCUGGUCCACUUCUGGUACUCCUUCUUCAGCGGAUACUCCUCACAGGUCAGCACCACGGCAAAGUUUGACACAGCAAGUGUUGCAAAAUGAAGCCGAUUCAGUUCCACAAAUGUCCUCUAGAGGCUGUUUCCAAAAAGGCCAAGAAAUACCAAUUACUGCCUGAUUAAAAAUGCGACUUUUUCUCUACAGAAUUACCACUACCACUGUCCAAAAACUGUUUUUGUCUCGAUACCUUCUUUAUUUGUAACAACUGCACAGACUUGAAUUUUACAAACUGAUGGAUCGAGUAAUGUACAAACAUGAUUAAUAAGUCAAUGUUUCCUUCUCCUUAGGUCGCCUAUGAAGACUGGUUCAUUACUCUCUACAAUCUCUGUUACAGCAGCUUGCCGGUUUUACUUGUUGGACUUCUUGAUCAGGUAAAAAAAGGGUUAAUAUCGAGCAGAGCCAACUUAAGUUGUUUUUUUUUAUUUUGUAAACCCUGUGCUUUACUUUCACGACUUCAGAUGACCUAGCUUUAGAAAGCUGACGGAUUGCUUGAGUAAAUCUUUUCAGCUAGAAGAGGAUCCUCUAAAUUUUCUCUUUAUAAAGGCUCGAAUUGCUCAAUGGUGUGUUCAACAAAAUAACAAAAAACCUUGAGAGCAUUUUGUGUGGAUAAAACGUUUUCAUAAUCAAACCACUGCUACUUUGCUCCCUCCAAAGCUCCACUCCACUUUAAUUUUGGCAAACACAAGCAUCGCAGGUCUUCUGUCAAAGCAAGUUUUUUGUUUGUUUGUUAUGUGGGGUGACUUUGGAGUUUGAAAGUAUUGUCGCAGAUCCAAAGAACACAAUAUAACCAUCAAACCAACCAGUAAUUUCCCUGUUCUGUUCCCUGUUCAUAAGCCCCUUAAUGGCCUCUUAUUAUUACAAAUACCCUGGCAUCAGUUGGCUGCUCCUCUGUGGCUACCUCUCUUUUUUUUUAAUAAUGCAAAUCUAGAAUAAUUUAAGAGGGCAGUAAUGAAGAAGUUACCCUGAAUGCUGAUCAAAGUAAGAGGUGAGGACAUAGUUGUAGGUUUAAAUUGGUGGUGUUUGUGUGGUAUGCUUAAAAAGGUAAGAAUGUAAAUCAUUACAUGACAACACGAUGUACAAGGAGUACGUCACAAAUUUGGCGAAAUUCUAGUCAAAUGCUAAACUUAUAUAUUUCAGAGUGUGGCAUUGGGUACUAUUCAUCUAUUUUGCUCUAUGUGGUAUGAACAAUUCAUGUUGGCUGCAGGAUGUUACAUGAAGAAAUCAUACUCAGCAUUUCACUCUACUUAAAAUAUAGAAGACCUCAAAAUAUGACCAAGAUAUAAUCCAGAUUCCUGAGAAAUUAAACAAACUCUCUGGAUUCUUGUGUUUCUUUCUCUUUACUUGGUCCUCUCUUGUCCUCUUCAAGAAGAUGAAACCAAAGUCAACUAUACUCUGUUAAAUUGAUCCCUCUCCCUAUUUCUUUUGCAGGACGUAAACGAUAAACUGAGUCUAAAGUUUCCGAAGCUCUACCUGCCGGGUCAGCAAGGGGCGUUAUUCAACUACAAGAACUUCUUCAUCAGUUUGUUCCAUGGUAUCUUCGUCUCCCUCAUCAUCUUCUUCAUCCCUUACGGAGCCUUCCUGCAGACCAUGGGGCAGGACGGAGAAGCCCCCUCUGACUACCAGUCCUUCGCCGUCGUCACCGCCUCGUCACUGGUUUUCAUAGUCAACCUGCAGGUGAGUUGCGCGUCAGCUGUGACUUAAACUGCAGCAAAAACUAAGAUAGAAAAGGGUAAUACCAACGUACAUGUAGAGUGAAGUCUGGAAUCAGAAACAAAAAUAUAUAAUUUAACCUUUACUGCUGCUCUCUUCACCACAGGCUCUGGCAUUCCAUGUAUGCCCAUGAAAGGAAGUGAGCUCUCACAGCAGAGCCAUUUGACCAAAUAUAACUUAAUAUAUACAACUUAUGAUUCUCUUUAACCAGUAUGGCUCUGGUCUGGACUGAGUUUGAAGAUUCAUAUGAAGUGCAUGGCAUGAUUGUAUGUUUUGUGAAUGACUCUCUGAACUUUGUCCUCUUCUUUCCUCUUUUUUUUUUGGUAGAUUUCCCUGGAUACCUCCUACUGGACCUUCGUCAACUGCUUUUCAGUUUUGGCCAGUAUAGCGAUCUACUUUGGCAUCAUGUUUGACAUCCACAGUGCUGGGAUCCACGUCAUCUUCCCGUCAAUGUUCAAAUUCACCGGUCAGUCAGCGUACAUUUACUGCAGUAUGACAUGGUUAUCUGGCUCGGUUGGAUUUGUAGUCUUAACCAAAAUCCACCACAUCGACUCAAGCUACAGAGAGAAACAAACCACUUCCUUCAACUGUGAAUUUGCAUUUCUCUGUAAUGGGAAUGUUCCCAAACUGAGAGCCCUGGAUAAUCUAGUAUUAAUAACACUUUUUAGUUGAACCUACACUUUUCAAAUGUAGCUGCACAUGUACCUCAAACAUCGUCCUUUACCAGUCUUGGUUUACCAAAGCAGUGUGAAAAAAAAGAGAUCUCCUGCAUCAAGGUUUAAUGCUUUUUCCUCUCAGUCCUUCAACAAAAGGAUACAAGAUCUUGAUUUUGGCAUCACGGCCAAAAGAAUCUAAAGCUCCCUGAUUUGCUGUUUCAAACUUAAACAGUCAGACUUAUCUUUUUUCCACCCCCUCCCCGACUCUCCUGGAGUUAACAUUUUGUGUUUUGUAGGUGCUGCGUCCAAUGCUCUGCGUCAGCCCUACUUGUGGUUAACCAUCAUCCUGACUGUGGGCAUCAGUCUGCUGCCUGUCAUCUUCAUUCAGUUCCUUCAUAAAAGCAUCUCGCCAUCCGUUGGAGACAAGGUGAGACCCCAGGGAGGCAAGCUGCUGACCUAUAGCUGAGUCUGCACAAAUACAAUACAGGAAAAGAUAAAAUGUACUUCUGCCGGAUGAAAAAAAAAGACAAAGGAUAAGUAACCGUGAUUAUUGAUCACAGAGAAAGCUUUUUUUUGCCUGUUGUUACUGAUACUGGGUUGGCAUCUUAUGAAUGCUUUUCCGUAUGCAUUCAGAAACAGACAGUCGAAAAGAUUUUGAUACAUAUAUGUGUUAUUCCUAGGUCAUGCAAAAGAAGCAUUGUUGUCUUGUUCAUUGAAAAGUCAAAGCAUGUCACUUAAUAAAAACAGUUUCGACCAACCUCAGCGGAUGGUUCAGAUUCUAAUCUAAAUAUGUGACCUUAUAGUGUUUGAUAAAAACCUGAGUCCAAGCUGGAUACAGGAUUUCAUUCUGGUGGAUUGAGUCUGUCUCUUUGCUUUUCACAUGGACUCUUUAUUUCACAUGGUAAUGCUCACUAAACUCGAGAGUGGGUAGUUUUAUUUGGACUACUAUGAAAAGACAAAAGAAAACCUUCAGUAACCAGAUUGUGUAAUUUUUCCACAGAUUAAGAUUUUGAUUUAACAUCACAAUAAUCCUGUAUGAGCUGCUUUUCUGUAAAAGGAGAAAAGUGACUGAUGUUUGUUUUGAUGCCACUUCUCAUUUUCCCAUCAUCCCCCAGGUCCAGAAGAACAGAAAGAAGUACGAGAUGGAGUUGGAAGAGGAGGAGAAGAAAAAGCCAUCGGCCUUCCAGCGCGGUGGCCGUUCACGCCGUUCUGCUUAUGCCUUCUCUCACUCAAGGGGCUACGCCGACCUCAUCGCAUCAGGGAGGAGCAUUCGGCGGCGCCCGGCACCUCGUGGAGGACCACAGGACAGCAUCAGAGAAGCCCCGCAGAGGGAGGCUGAGAACAUCUAAGGGAGCUGAUGGGGAGAGAUGGAGUGACACGUUAGUCAGAGCAGGUGUAAAUAUUUAUGAAAGUGAGAGGAUGGCAGGGUUUCUCCUGAACGUGUUUCUGCUCCAGUCUGUGAUCCCUGACUCCUCCCCCCUUCAGUGCCUUUCCUCCGGGCACAGACUCUUGAAAAAGAUAAAGCUCACCGAAGAGAUGACCACCGUUAUCGGGGUGUGGGGUCAUACAGUGAAUGUGUGACUGAUCAUGUUGUGUAUCUCAGGAUCUUUUAUUGAUAAAAGCCUUAGUUUUAGUCCCUGUCUGACGUUCCUGCGGCUGGAUGAAAAGCUGUAAAGUUGUUUGUUUUUGACAUUUGCAGUUGAUGCCUUAAGUCUGCAGAGCACUCAAAGUGUUAAUGUAGUAAAUCCCUGUCAAUUCCUUUGUUACAUACAGCGCUAAAGCUUUGAGGUGAAAACACUAGGCCUUAACUCGACAUGUCAAGCUAUCCUCUUUUAUGAUUUUAUCGUUUAUGCUGUGAUGUUACUUUACCAGGCUAUCCAAGGUGGUCGGAUGUUACAAAUGUAUCUUAAUUUAACUUUGUCGAUAGUCUUUUGUUUUCUUCUUCUUUUGCUGUUUCAAAUGUCACAAGUGUCCUUUCAGGUGGGUGUUAUUCAAGAACCAAAGUCUUCAUUUUAAUGCAAAUCUUGAUGCUCUUAUUUGUUCUAUACCUCAUUUUUUUUAAUGUCUCUUAUGCAAAGUAAACAACUCCUUUAUGAAACCUACAAGGGAUUUUUACAGUCUUCCUUCUGCUGCAGCUUAUUAUUGUUAUUAGUCAACCAAAUUCAAAUCAAGUGCUUCUUACUUCCACCGGAACAAACCAGCAAUAAGGACUUUGUAGUUUAAUCUUCUCUCACUUGAUUCUUAACUUCUCAAGUUUUUAGCCGACAAAAAAACUUUCUUCAUGUGUGUCAAUGGUUGUUUACGACAAACCCAAAGAUGUGUCUUUUAUCCAGCCUCAUAACCAGCUUUACAAUGUCUGCACAUCAAUGCGCCAAACCUGAUGCCUUCCUGUUCUGUUACCGUAUCGCUUCAAUGCGAGUGUUACUGUAUGCAGACAAUGUCUUUUUAUUAUUGAAUGAAUGGAGAGAGUCGAUGGAGGCUGUUGUUGACUGUUCCGGCAGCAGUUUGCUCUCUGUCUUAUGAUGGUGUUAUAUCAUGUGGUUGUUAAUAAAAGCCAAGGGCAAAUUUAGCAAUCUGAAACAAGUUAUUUCACUGUGAUUGCUUGUAUUGUAUUUCUUUAUGUAAGUGAG
Xyrichtys novacula (pearly razorfish) is the source of this 31370-nucleotide messenger RNA. Lineage: Eukaryota; Metazoa; Chordata; Actinopteri; Labriformes; Labridae. The record is from the annotation of a GenBank genome assembly.